AUGUCAAAAGCAAAAGCACCCCGGAAAUCCGGCAAGGCCUCUGAGAGACAGAUCUGCCGCGCGCAUGCCACUGCACUGCGAUCCACAGUGGAGACAGUUGGGCGCCCAUUAUUUAUCCUGACGGAGACGGUAAACACUAGCCAGAACCCCCCUGCGACGGGUUUCUGCAGUCACCAUGCCCUCGGCGCGGUGGGUAUGACCGUGCGACUCGAUUCCAUUCGGAACGAGGGUAAGAAGACUCCUUAG
Penicillium brevicompactum is the source of this 246-nucleotide messenger RNA. RefSeq lists its product as uncharacterized. The transcript has a single exon. The record is from RefSeq and is a predicted model, not a curated record. Bases 1 to 246 code for a protein of 81 amino acids. Lineage: Eukaryota; Fungi; Ascomycota; Eurotiomycetes; Eurotiales; Aspergillaceae.